This is a messenger RNA of Coniophora puteana RWD-64-598 SS2, 378 nucleotides long. RefSeq lists its product as uncharacterized. Lineage: Eukaryota; Fungi; Basidiomycota; Agaricomycetes; Boletales; Coniophoraceae. The annotation marks the transcript as partial. The transcript is spliced from 4 exons. The record is from RefSeq and is a predicted model, not a curated record.
AGUGAGGUACUAUAAGAACCGUAAGUUGUCCUGGCCAUCUAUAAUACUGGCGCAGGUGGCAUGAAGAGCUACAGGAGGUAUGCCGACAUCACUGAGAUGAGGACUAAUGAAUCGAGCGGGCCUACUCACCGCACUAUAUCGUGGCUUGUGGGCAUGGGGGCACAAAAGAAUACGUGGGCGGGACCGCAAACUGAAAUGAGACAGCAUGUUGCCAACAGUGGAGACGGGAGGGAAGACCUGGGUUAUGGCCCUGAGAGUGCCGCAGAGCGGCUUCAGGAGGAAGCUAAUGCCAAUGCCAAACUAGGUUAUGCAUCCAACACUACAUACUCAUUGCCUAGACACGACUGGGAGCGUACAAUUCUGCGAGAGUGAUCCGGG